Messenger RNA from Micromonas pusilla CCMP1545, 3636 nucleotides. RefSeq lists its product as uncharacterized. Gene Ontology annotation, molecular function: protein binding. NCBI's taxonomy places the organism in Eukaryota, Viridiplantae, Chlorophyta, Mamiellophyceae, Mamiellales, Mamiellaceae. The transcript has a single exon. Gene Ontology annotation, cellular component: cytoplasm. The record is from RefSeq and is a predicted model, not a curated record. The coding region runs from base 1 to 3636 and encodes 1211 amino acids.
AUGGAGCGGCCGCGGGGCGAGCCGCCGCCGCGUCGCGAUCGCGACGCGGAGUACCCCCCGCCCGGACCGAGCGCGAUCGACUGGUCCGAAUCGCGCCUCAGCGCGCUGCCGUUCGCGCGCGCGGCGUCGCUCCAAAGUACUUACGGCGCGGCGUCGUGGCAUCGCGUCUCGUCGUUGAACGUGUCGAGAAACGCGCUCCUGAAGCUAUCCGGGAUGCAUCUCCUCCCGCGCCUGGAGCACCUCGACGCGAGCGCGAACCGGCUCGUGACCCUGGGGGAUCUCGGGCGCACGAACCCGGGCCUAUUGUCCCUGGACGCGUCCGAUAACUCGCUCGUCUCCAUCGCGGGGCUGCGCGGCUGCAAAGCGCUGACGCGGCUGUCGCUGCGUAACAACAACAUCCGCGACGUCGACGUCGCGACGACGCGCGAGUUACGCGCGCUCGAGACGUUGGACCUCUCGCGCAACGCCCUGGAGUCGCUCGGCGACCUCGCCGGGUGCGUCCGCCUCGCGACGUUAGACCUCAGCCGCAACGCGAUCGCGUCGCUGCGCGGCGCGGCGUGGAAGCUCCCGCCGUCGCUGCGCGCGCUGAAUCUCGGCGUCAACGACGUCGUCGACGUCGCGGAGGCGCGACACCUCGCCGCGUGCCCGCGCCUCGUUUGGCUCGUCCUCCGCGGGUGCCCGCUCGAGGAGAUCGCGCGGAUGGUGCGGUUCGACCACCGCGCGGUCGUCGCGUUCGCGCUCCCGCGCCUCGUCGCGCUGGACGGCGAGGCGACGAGCGUCGCGCCGUGGGCGGCGGUGGCGCGCGCGACGCUCUUCAGAAACGAUCGCGGCGAGCUGUGCGCGGAUCUGCUCCGGCUGCUCAACCCGGAGGAAGAUGGAACGUCAACCGUCGCGCGCGCGUCGCGAGGCUUGCACGCGUACCUCGCGUCCGCCGCGCCAUCGCCAUCGCCCGCGACGACGGGCCCCGAAGGCGUCGCGAGAUCGCCCGGGGAAGAGGCGACGGCGACGGCGAGCGCGGCGCGGACGGAUCUCUCCGCCGCCGCCGCGCUCGUGGAGGACGGGCUGUACAAGGGCGGCGGCGGCGCGCGGACGCGGUUCGGGUUGACGUCCGGGCCGGACGCGGGGCCGCGCGGAGGGUCGAUGUACACCACGAGCGCGUUCGUGAGCGUGGACAUGUGGGAGCCCGCGCCGGAGGUGCCGCCGACGCCGGAGGCGGGGGAGGAUCUCGCGCGGCGGCGGCGGCGGAGGGAGCGAACGGUCUCGCCGUCGCCGUCGUCGCCGUCGUCGUCGGAGGCGACGACGACGACGACGCCGGCGCAGAGCGCUCGGAAGACGAAGGAGAAGGAGGGGGACGAUAUCGACCGCGAGGACGUCGACGACGUCCGCGCGGCGUUCGCGCUCGCCGUGCGACGGACGCCGCCGACGACGGCGGCGGCGAUCGAGCCGCGCGCGGCGUCGGCGUUGGAGCGACGCGAGAUGGACGCCGCGCGCGUCGCGACCGGCGCCGCCGCGCGCGCGGCGAUCGCGGAGCGAGAGGCGAGCGCGCUUCGAGAGAAGCUUCGUCGCGCGGAGGAGGACCGCGCGAGGCUCGAGAGGGAGGCGAAAGACGCGGAGCUGCAACGCGUCAACUACGCGCGCGCGGCGUCCGUAGACAGCGGCGGCGUGAGCGAGACGGACGCGUUCGAGGGCACCGCGGGGGGGCACCGAAGCGCGUACGCGUUCGCGUCCGCGCCGGAUACCGCGCUCGGGGCGGCGGCGUACGAGGUGGAGACGCCGAGCGCGAGCCCGCAGGUGAUGAAAACGCACGCGUCGCGGCUGUUACUUCCGCAAAGUGAACGAGGCGAAGACGACGACGACGACGACGACGACGACGACGACGACGCGCCGGAUAGCGCCGCGGCGUCCGAGAGCCUCCGCUCGGCGUCGAUCCUCGGCGAGAGCUUCCGCGUGGGCGUUCCCGGCGAUCUCGCGCGCGGCGACGCGUACGCGAACGACCUCAUCUUCGAGCUCGGAUUGACCCCGCUCGCGGCGACGGCGACGGGCGCGUUCUCGCCGCCGCCGCCGCCGCCGCCGACGCCCGGUCUCUCGCCGCUGCCGCUCGACGUUCUCGACCUCGGAGCGAACGCGACGCCGGCGUCGACGCAGUCGCAGCGCGCGCGCCUCGCCGCGGCGAGACGCGCGCGGACGAUGUCGAGGGACCUCGACGUCGGCUCCGCGCUGCGCGAGGAGGCGGCGACGCCGGCGUCGCGCCCCGGGGGGCUGUCGCCGACGCAGAUCGCGAAGUUGACGGGCGCGAAGCAUCCUUUCGACGGCGGCGGCGAGCGCGUGCGGUCGCCCGACGAGAACCGAGCGCCGUCGUCCUCCCCCGACGACGGGAACAAGGACAAGGCUGUCCGCGAGUGGCUGUUCUCCCCCGAGCGCAAGCGCGCGGACGGGGAGUCGAGCAGCACGCCGUGGGACGAGGAGUCGCUGCUUAGCAGCGUCAGCGGGGAGCGCGCGGUCGCCGUCGCGGUCGCGGCGACGGCGCCGGCGACGGUCGACGCCGCGAGGCUGACCGGCGCGCCCGCGGGUCCGUCCCCGGGCGCGACCGCGGCGGCGAGGGUUUUGACCGGGAUGAAGACGAGCGCGGACGCGGACGCGGCGCAGGACGCCGCGCUCGAGAGGCUCUUCGAAGCCGCGGACGACGACGAAGACGACGACGAAGAAGAAGAAGACGAAGACGAAGAUGAGGACGAUGAAGAUACCAGGGAAUCCAGGGAGUACGACGACGAGCGCUCAGACGCGCUGUCCGACCUCCCCGACCCGUCGCAGUUCCGCCUCUCCGUCGCGUCGCAGCGGUCGUGGUCCGCGGCGAUGGCUGCGUCGUCCGAGGGGGGCGACAGCGGCGGAACCGCGACGGGACAGGGACCCGGGACGGAGUACACCUCGGACGACGGCGACGCGUCGCAGUACAGCCUUCCGAACGCGGACCAGUGGCUGAAGUCCGCGACGGUGGAGUAUAACCUCACGAAGCUUGCGCGAGGGGCGGGGGAGAUUGUGGAUAAGGCGGCGGCGGCGGCGGCGGCGGCGGAGGAAAACCAAAUCCAAAAAGACCCGUCGCCGAAACCGCCGCCGGCGCCGUCGGACCGCGCGCGCGCGGACGACCUUCGCGCGCGCAUCGAACGCCUCCGCGCGAUCGAGCGGAAAGAGCAUCGCGGCGUCGUCGUCGCGGACUUCGACUUCGACUUCGACGACGACGACAGCGACGCCACGAGCGGCGUGUCCAUGCCGAGUCUCUCCGCGUCCGCGGCGGCGUUUCGAGUCGCCGCGGAAACGUCGGACGACUCCGCAGACGUCUCCGACGUUUUCCCCGGGACGACGCCGGACCAGUGGAUGCGAUCCGCCGCGGCGCAGCGGUCGUGGGGGGUGGGGCUCGCGGGUAUCGAAUCGGGCGGGGGGUUGCCUCCGACGCCCGAUGUCCCUCGGCGCGGGGUGGCGGCGGCGGCGGCGACGACGGCGACGGCGGCGGAAACUUCCGGAGAAAUCGAGGCGGCGGAGACGAGUUCAGAUCUCGGGAGCAUUCGCGUCGUCUCCCCUCGCGGCGGCGCUUCGGGUUCCACGCGCGCGAAGAAGAAGAAGAAGAAAGGUCGCCGGUGA